AUGAACGAAACUUCGCGCAGUCAAUCAAGUUUGAACUUGUUUAAAACUGAAGAUGGAUAUCCAAUCGAACGAAAAGUAAUCGAUAUUGUUGGUCGAAUAGGCUCACUUUAUGAUGCUUCAACAGAUAACUUAAUUGAUCGACAUUCUAUUCAAAAAAUUGAAAGAAAAGCACCAAGUAAACGUUCUAUAUGUCGACUGUUUUCAGGUGAUCAAUCAAAAGACCUUAUUAGUUUUCUUAAAGAUAUCGAUUUUGACGAUGCAAUUCGACAAAGUAUAUGUCUUCAAAUGGUUACACCAAAAGGCAUUUGCCGUCUUAUUGAAUAUAAUCAACCUGUUGAUGAAAACACUCGUUUUCUAUAUUAUUCUUACAGAACUCGAAAAGAAUGGUUAGAGGUGACAGCGCAUCAAACAAAUAAAAUCGUUGCAGCACCAUCAACUCCAACUGAAGCAACUCAUAUGAUAACAAAAAUCUUAUGGGGUUUUGAAGUUCUAUGUAUAAUACAAAUUCCAAAAAAUCAAUCUAUCAAUCUAAUCGAUCAAUUUCUUCAACAUAUUUGUGAUCGACUUCAAAAUAAUCGGAUCCCAGUUAAACUUAACAGUACUGAUCAACAGCUCAUCAAUCAAUUAAAUAAUACUGUUGUAUAUGGAUCUGAAACAUGUGUUAAUCAACCGAAUACAUCAUUAUUAACAAUUCUCAAUAAGAUACAAGAUUGGCAAAAUGAUUCAAAUGUUCAUCAACCACUUAUCUACACGAUGCAACCAUUAAGAUGGCUUUACAAUAAUCCACAAUUUGAUAUACCAUGUACUUUUCCUAAACCAGAUAAUCCACAUAUUGCACGAAUUGAAAAUGUUAUUAAUCGAAUAAAUUAUCAAAUAAAAGAUCUUAGAGAAAUAUUUCAAAAUCUACCAACAAAUUUUUCUAGUGCAAUACUUAAUCAACGUUUAAAUAAUCUUCAACAACAAUAUCGUUUUCUUUUGAAUUCACAAGAUAAUUUUCAAGAACAUCUUAGACAUGCACUUGCAGAUAUUCGUCGACAUCGUAUUGAACCAACAACGCUGGAUGAUAUUAUUAGUGAUCAACGUUAUGAAUGUUUACGUAAAAUUGAAUUAGAUAAAUUUCUUACUCGUGUUCAACAAUUAUUAAGUAAAUCGAUAUUAAUCGAAAACUUAAACAAUAAUCAUAUUGAAUAUAUUACAGUGGCCGAUGUUCAUUCUAAUGAAAAAAUACCAACAAUGAUUGAUGAUAUUGAUACCAUACUUAAACAUACAUAUUCCAAUGAGAAUGAUUCUGUCAUUCUUUGGUAUUCGAGUGAUCGUUUAAAACGUGAAGAAGAAGAUAAAUAUCAACAAAUAUAUCAAGAAUUAACUUGGGAACAACAACAUGUAGAACAACGAAUAAAAUUAAUCUAUGUUGAUUUUACCUAUUUCAAAGAUAAAUUAGAAGAUUUUAUCAUUGUAAGAUUACCAUUAACAGAGCCAUCAAUAACUGAGCAUGAUCCUAAGAGAGACACAGUACAUCUGUUACCAUUUACUGAUACAGAUCGAUCAUCUUCAAAGCAACAACGAUCGAAAUCAUCAUCUCCACCACCUCCUAAACUACCACCUCGAUCAUCACCUACACUAUCAAAACCUCCACCUGUACCUCCAAGAGAAUCAUCUCCAAUACCACAACCAACCGAAAUUAAUGUAUUACUCUUGGGAGAAAUAGGUGUUGGAAAAUCAACAUUCAUUAAUGCAUUUAUUAAUUACUUAAAAUUUGAAAGUCUUCAACAAGCUGAACAAGAUGAAUCAGUUGUUUUAAUUCCAGUUUCAUUUCUCAUUACUGUUGGUGAUCGAUUAGAUAAAUUUAGUGUCAAAUUAGGUAAUACUGAUUCGAAUGAGAAUCAUGAGCAACAAGGUCAAUCAGUUACACAAAAAUGCAAAUCAUAUAUAUUCGAUUUGAAUAAUAGACUACGUUUACGAUUCAUUGAUACCCCUGGUAUUGGUGAUAUACGAGGAAUGAAUCAAGAUAUAAAAACUUUUGAUCACAUAUUGACUUAUAUAACUAAUUUAUCUCAUUUAAAUGCUAUUUGUUUAUUUCUGAAACCAAAUUCUUCUCAAUUGGAUGUUUUCUAUGAUUCAUGUCUUAAUCAAUUAUUAACAUAUUUAACACCACGUGGUUAUAAUAAUAUUAUGUUCUGUUUUACAAAUACUCGACCAACUUCUUUUACAUCAGGUGAUACUGGUCUAUUACUUCGCAAAAUGCUUGAUGAUGAACAUCUUAAUCGUAUUCCAUUUAACAAACAAAAUACAUUCUGUUUUGAUAGUGAAUCAUUUCGAUAUUUAGUUGCAAAAAAAUGUGGUAUUCAUUUGGAUGAAUAUCAAACACAAGAAUGUAUUGCUAGUUGGAAUACAUCAAUAAGUGAAUCAGUUCGUUUACUUAAAUUUAUUCAAAGAUGCAAAUCAUAUAAUCUACAAGAUUGGUUAUCACCGCGAAAAGCUUGUCUUGAUAUAUUCAUGCUUGCUCGACCUCUCAUAGAAACAUUAAGAUUAAUAAUUUAUAAUUGGAAAUUAAAUGAAGCUAAAUUAAUUGUUAAUCAUAUGAUAUUAAAUUCAAAUCCAAUCGAUAUUGACAUUUGUACUAAUUGUGCACAAAUGAAUAUUGUUGAACUAGGCCCAUUUUGGUUAACUCAAUAUCAACCCCCUAUUUUAAAUAACAAUGUAAAUCAACAUAGCUAUUGUCCUACAAAUGGAAAACAUUUUUUAAUUGAAUUCAAUGUAACACAUGAAUUUGUUCCACUACCAGCAGGUCUUAAAAAUGAACGAUGGCAAAGUUCUUUUCAUAAUUUUUUAUUUAAAUGUGAUCGACUUGUUCAUUUUUUAAGACAACUACAAUCAAUGUCUCAAGAUGAUCCAUUUCAACUUAUACUCGAACGAUAUCUCGAAGAAGAAGAACAAAUUUCUCAGACUCCAAAUAUAAAUUCAAAUAUGAAUAAACCUAUACGAGAAGAAUUGAAUUCUAUAAAACAAAUACGUGGACAAAAUAGUCAAAAAUUAUUUGAAUCAAAUGAAAGACUUUCACUUAAUCAAGUCUAUCAAAUAAUUCAUGAAUUAAUUGCCAUACCAACAGUUCGAAAACAAAUAGAUAGUAUUAAUAAAAGUCGUCAAUUAAAAAUGAAACAACAAGAAUGUACAAUACUAAAAAACUUUAUCAAAAACAAAAUCUUUGUUUGA
Molecule: messenger RNA, 3213 nt
Organism: Rotaria sp. Silwood1
Lineage: Eukaryota; Metazoa; Rotifera; Eurotatoria; Philodinida; Philodinidae
Source: the annotation of a GenBank genome assembly